Messenger RNA from Penicillium salamii, 1611 nucleotides. The record is from the annotation of a GenBank genome assembly. NCBI's taxonomy places the organism in Eukaryota, Fungi, Ascomycota, Eurotiomycetes, Eurotiales, Aspergillaceae.
AUGGCCGGCUGGUGGCUUGUGUUGCUUUGGGUGUUGACACCGCUGGUUAGGGCUCGUGUCAUCGACCUUGCCCAGCGAUCAGUCCUGUCAGAUCUGUCCGGUGGGUUCUGUCGCAGUUACAGAUUUGGCGCGGAUAUUGCCAACAAUGUGUUGUACAUGGUUGGACUGGAUGGAGGACUGGUUCCAGAUGAUGGCGAUGCUUCGAAUAACUAUCUCGUGACUCUCGAUCUCACAUCCUCGUUAUCCACGUCCGAAGGGAAGAACUAUAAGAUGACAAAAAUAGACACCGAUGUCCCCAAAGUCAAAGACAUGGCACUCUGGUCCAAAGCAGACAACACAACCCUCUACCAAUACGGAGGCCGAUUCUUGGAGAAUAUCACCAACGAGAACACCAUUUGGACUUAUACUGUGGGGGACAAGAAGUGGGACAAGCAGGAUGGCACCAUUCAACCAACUAGACUGGAGUACGGUGUCUACACCAACGCGCCGCAGAUUCAAGCAGGGUAUUGGAUUGGUGGCUAUCGAGCUAGCGGCACAACUACCACCAUUACCGAUUCAACAAAGGAAUACGCCACAGGUCUCAUCCAACUGAAUACCACAACAGGUAUCUACACAUCUCUAGAUGGACCGUAUGAAGCUGUCGAGGAAGGCUCCCUUUCGUAUGUGCCAGUUGGCGACAUGGGUAUUUUGGUUUAUAUCGGUGGUGAUGUCCCCUCCAUCAAGGACGGUAUCAACGCCACCAUGACAUCGAAUUCAUGGAAUCAUGUUCAAGUCUACGACAUCGCCGGAGCCAAAUGGUACAACCAGUCAACAACAGGAACAGUGACGUCUCGAACGCAAUUCUGCGCUUCAGUGCAGCACGAUGAUUCGUCGUCUUCUUAUCAGAUCUAUGUGAUAGGAGGCGCGGACUUAAAAUCACAGGACACAAUCUUAGAUGUGAAUUACCUGUCCAUCCCGUCCUUCAAAUGGUACUCCGCUGCUCCUCUUGAUGAAGCCCGCAUGACUCUCACUUGCGUUUCAUAUGGGCGUCAGAUCUUCGGAAUUGGUGGAAGAAAGGCCUGGGCAGAUGAUAGUGCGGCAGGCUGCUACGAUGCGCCCGCCUUCAUCUACGACGCGCAGUCCGAGGUGUCGCGAUCCUCUUUCAAUCCGGGUUUAUCUUUAUUCUCCCUCGCCUCAGCAACAGCGAAAGAUAUCGAAGCAUCACCGACUCCUUCUAGCUGGGCUUCAUCGGAGCUGCGGUCAAUUUUUGAGACAAACAAUACAACGACAAACUCCACUGGCAGCGGUAACUCGUCUCCGUCCAAUAACACUAACGAUGGAGGGUCUGGAUCGACGAACACCGGUGCCAUCGCAGGUGGAGUCGUUGGUGGAGUAGCAGGGCUAGCCUUGAUAGGAGGACUUGCGUGGUUCUUCUUAAGGCGCAGGAAGCAAACGGCAGAAGAAGGAGACGGAGCUGGAAUAGAGCCACAACGAUACCAGCCGGUUCAGGAGCUUCCUUCCGGGGCAAGAGAUGGGCGCUCCGAGUUGGGUUCCGAUACCUACAUGCAUGCUGAAUUGCCUGCACACCAGAAGGCACCAUUAUCCGAGCUUGAUUCCGGACACAGCAGUUAG